Molecule: messenger RNA, 2074 nt
Organism: Rhinichthys klamathensis goyatoka
Lineage: Eukaryota; Metazoa; Chordata; Actinopteri; Cypriniformes; Leuciscidae
Product: zinc finger protein OZF-like
Exons: 3
Coding region: 392-1957 (521 amino acids)
Biological process (GO): regulation of transcription by RNA polymerase II
Molecular function (GO): RNA polymerase II cis-regulatory region sequence-specific DNA binding; DNA-binding transcription factor activity
Source: RefSeq, a predicted model, not a curated record
CAGUGAAGCUCCUCCCACAGUAAUUCAGUAAUAAAUGCUGCAAAUUCCCAUCAGCUACAAGUGAAGAUGAGCAUGAAAGCAUCAGGAAGAGCUGAAAUCUGCCAAGACUGAGUUUAUUAAAGAGGACAGUGAGAACAUGAGUGAUCCAGAACCCUGCAGAAUGAAACACACUGAAGAUCCUGAAGAACAAAGAGAUCAGCUCCUCCCACUGCAAUCACAUCAUCAGUGAAGCUCCUCCCACUGUAAUCACAUCAUCAGUGAAGCUCCUCCCACAGUCAUUCAUCAAUAAAUGCUGUAAAUUCCCAUCAGCUUCAAGUGAAGACGAGCAUCAGAGCAUCAGGAAGAGCUGAAAUCUGCCAAGACUGAGUUUAUUAAAGAGGACAGUGAGAACAUGAGUGAUCCAGAACCCUGCAGAAUGAAACACACUGAAGAUCCUGAAGGACAAAGAGACCCGAUGGAAGACAGCGAGGAGAGUGAAGAACUGAGUGAAGUGGAGGAGGAGAGUGAAGAACUGAGUGAAGUGGAGGAGGAGAGUGAAGAACUGAGUGAAGUGAAGGAGGAGAGAGAAGAACUGAGUGAAGUGAAGGAGGAGAGAGAAGAACUGAGUGAAGUGAAGGAGGAGAGAGAAGAACUGAGUGAAGUGAAGGAGGAGAGAGAAGAACUGAGUGAAGUGAAGGAGGAGAGAGAAGAACUGAGUGAAGUGGAGGAGGAGAGAGAAGAACUGAGUGAAGUGAAGGAGGAGAGUGAAGUGGAGGAGGAGAGUGAAGAACUGAGUGAAGUGAAGGAGGAGAGUGAAGUGGAGGAGGAGAGUGAAGAACUGAGUGAAGUGGAGGAGGAACAUCAUGUCCAACCUGGAGAAAAACUUUUGAGUCGCUCAAAGACUAAAAAUACAUUUUUAAAGGAAAGAAGAGCCAAGAAAUCUUUCACCUGCACUCAGUGUGGAAACAGUUUCACAAGCAAACAAUGUCUUGAGAUUCACAUGAGGAUCCACACUGGAGAGAAGCCGUUCACAUGUGAUCAAUGCGGGAAUAGUUACAGGCAAUCUUCAUCCCUUAAAGAACACAUGAUGAUCCACACCGGAGAGAAGCCGUUCUCAUGUGAUCAGUGUGGCAGAACAUUUGUUAGGUCAUCACACCUGAAGACACACCUGAGAGUUCAUACGAAGGAGAAGCCGUAUUCAUGUUCUGUGUGUGGAAAGAGUUUUUCACAUCGGCACGCUUUACAUACACAUCAGAAAACUCACACUGGUGUAAAAGAGUACAUGUGCUUUGAGUGUGAGAAGACUUUUACUACAGCAAACUGUUUAAAACUGCACCAGAGAAUUCACACUGGAGAAAAACCUUACAAGUGUUCACACUGUGACAAGAGAUUCAGUCGAUUAUCAUAUCUGAAAACACAUAAGAUGAUCCACACUGGAGAAAAACCUUACAAGUGUUCACACUGUGACAAGAGAUUCAUUCGAUCAUUACAUCUGAAAACACAUGAGAGGAUCCACACUGGAGAGAAACCUUACAAGUGUUCACACUGUGACAAGAGAUUCAGUCGAUCAGAAACUCUGAAAACACAUGAGAUGAUCCACACUGGAGAAAAACCUUACAAGUGUUCACACUGUGACAAGAGAUUCAGUCGAUCAUCAUAUCUGAAAACACAUGAGAGGAUCCACACUGGAGAAAAACCUUACAAGUGUUCACACUGUGACAAGAGAUUCAGUCUGUCAUCAUCUCUGAUAACACAUGAGAGGAUCCACACUGGAGAAAAACCUUACAAGUGUUCACACUGUGACAAGAGAUUCAGUGAUUUAUCAACUCUGAAAAAACAUGAGAGGAUCCACAGCAGAGAGAAGCCGCACACGUGUGAUCAGUGCGGGAAGAGUUUCUCUAUUAAAACUCACCUGAAGCUACACAUGAAGAUCCACACAGUGGAGAAACCACUUAAACACAGUCUGAGAUCACGGUAAGUAGUUUAUUUGCAUGUGCUGAGCAACAAAGUCUCUUCUGUGUAAGUUAGCCACACAUCACCCUAUAGCCACAUCUCUCCUCUCCACCUAUAGCCGGUGUGUGGUGAGCACAGGACA